Gordionus sp. m RMFG-2023 is the source of this 2760-nucleotide messenger RNA. RefSeq names its product probable crossover junction endonuclease mus81. Gene Ontology annotation, cellular component: centriole. Gene Ontology annotation, biological process: centriole replication; regulation of cytokinesis; ciliary basal body organization. Gene Ontology annotation, molecular function: protein binding. The transcript has 9 exons. The record is from RefSeq and is a predicted model, not a curated record. The coding region runs from base 11 to 2632 and encodes 873 amino acids. Lineage: Eukaryota; Metazoa; Nematomorpha; Gordioida; Chordodea; Parachordodidae.
UCUGUUUCAAAUGAAGAAUUCUAAAGAGGACGUAAUUGAUUUAUUAUUAGCCAGUUUACAGAAAAACAUUGAAAAUCUAACUUUAUCCCCUAAUUACAUUCCUAACCUUAAUUAUAAAAGUUGUAUUUGUAUUAAUUCCAUUCCAAUAAUUCCUCCAGCUAUGACUCUCAUUAAACUCGAUGAAAUGAGAUCCUUUAAAAUAAAAGCUUCAAGCUUAGAAAAAAAGAUGCAUUCUCAAAAAACAUCUCUUCUUUUGGAUAAAAUUCAUUCCAUAAUUGAUAAGCUAGAACCUAAUUUUGAUGAAACAUUUAUUAAUUCCACACAUUUUGACAAAUUAAAUCAAGAUGACACCUAUAUUGAAACAAAAACAAAAGAACAUCUAAAUCUUAAUCAAACAUUUAAAAACAAUGAAAAUCUAUCAAUUUCAGAUCAAAGCAGAAAUAAAGAUCAAAAUAGUCAGAUGAAUAUACUUAAAAGACAAAAUUUUGAUUUUCUCUUGUUAGAUGCAGUAAACAUGGAAAAUAUUAAAACAUCUGAUAACAAAAUUAAUACCCUUUUUAUCGACCAAUUAAAUUGUAAUAUUCCUUCUAACAAAAUUAUAGAAAAAAUAUCACCAAAAUCUAAAUCAAUACAAAACUCUCUCAAACCAAUUAAAACCACUAUAAAAUAUUUGAAUACUGAAUCUGACAAGAUAAACAUGAGUAAUCAUGAUAAUGAUCUUAAUAAUGGGGAGUCAAUAUGUGAUGAAACCUUCACAAAUUUAUAUAAUGAAACUCAAGAUAGUUCUCAAUUAUCUAACUACUUGGACAUAUCAACUUGGUCAAGUUCUAAUGACCAUAUAGAUAAUAAUCAAAAGAAGGAUAAAAAUUGGAACUCCAAGUUAUUAGUUAAAAAUCAAGGGGAUACCCCUUCAUCAAACAUGGUAAGAAGUAGUUCUUACACAUUGGACAAACCCUCACCUGUAUUACUGGCACAUCUUAUAGACACAGCCGAUAUUCAGGCCAGGUGUCAGAAAGGGUCACAAAUUUACCUAAAUAAAGAAAUAAUACCCAACAAAAAUCUUGAAAAUAAAAUAAUUCACGAUAAAGACAAUUUUUUGAACCAAAAUUUCUCCCAAUCAUUACAUGAUACCAACCAAAAUGUAAACAUGACAAAAAAUAAAAAAUUUGUUCACUGCAAUGGCCAUGUAGAUUCAUUCCUCUCAAGUAACAAUAUGAGAACAUCUUCUCCCAUCAACUCCUUACCUUCAUCCGAUGAUAAAUCUUAUAUCUCGACUGAAAAAAAAAACUAUAUUUCAUCUAAUCUUUCGGGGAACCUCCAAAAUAAGGCGUCUCCCCUAAUCGACUCCUCUGACAUAUACCCUGCCUCGCGUCUAUCACGCUCACCUUCAACGAACAUUGAGCGAAUGAACCGCGAAAAAUUGGAGAGAAAGGAUUACGAAAAAUCUUCGAAAUUCGCCGAUUCGAAAUCUAUAUUAAACGCUUCCGAAAUCAUUACGGAAAACAUGGGCAAACUAGAACACAUGGCAAAAUACCUUAAUGGCUUGGACCCAUCCCCCUUUCCGCUACUCGAAGAGCAUUACGAGUCGAACGGCGCGAGUCCCGAUUGCGGCUCUUUCAAAAAUUUUGCCAAAUACGAAAUGCGCGAUAACAAAAAUGGAGAGCAUUCUAUCAACAACAGGGGGGACUCAUACGAAUCGGCUUCCCAAAACGACUGCAAAGAGACUAAUGGUGGCUGUGAAAUGAGAGUCAAGUUUUACCCAAGGAAUCUUUGUGAUUCUGAUCUUAACUCUUCGACCCUCUCCUACAGAAAAAGCCUAAACGAUUACGGCCAAAAUAUCGAUGGGUAUUCUUCUAUUAACAACGAUCAAAGAUCCGUCGUUUCUAAUACAGUUUCUCGCGAAGACGAGAUUGUUCCAGCGCUCAGGAAUCGAAGGAAUUCUUUGAGAGUCAAACAUUCUAGGAAUUCUUACUACAGCAACCAUUCCAAUAGUAGCAAUAAGAGCCUAAACGUCGUGUCCUUAGAAGCGACAAAACUUGCCGCUUACGUGAAGGGAUAUUUGGUGAGGCGGCUUUACAAGACUAACAAGAUUCAGCAUUUAAAAACAACCAUAAAAGAUACGCUAGAUUGCUUGUAUCAAAUCAAUAUAGACAGGCAACACAAACAUCGAAAUGAUUCGCAUUCAACCGCCACUCACAACGGGGAUUCUAACCAUAUGGGAAAUGCGGAAGAUCUUCAAUCCUUUAUGGAUAUGGAUUUAGUGGAACGCCUCACAGCACAAUUAGCGUGCGCUCUCGACGAAAUACACGAAAUUUUUUUCGAGUACCUACCCGCGCAGAAAAUGAAGAUCAUCGAGUUGGAUCGUUACGUCAUCAUCAACAAAUUACAAAGAAGACAAGAUGAAGAGCGAAAAAAAUUGGCCUUAAAAAAGCAACUGCUAGAAGCGUCUUAUCAUCAUCAACAACACCCUUCUCACUCGAACAACGGUAGUAAAAAUAACAGCAAUAAGUCGCUGAACGUCAACGCCAAUUUUAACGGAAAAUAUACCGACCAUUUCAGGAGGCAUAAUACUCUGCCCAAAAAAUAUAAGAUACCUCCAUCCUUCGGACUAAAUUAUGUGAAUAGGUCAUAAUAUAUAAUAAUAUGAAACCCUUGCAUUUAAAAAUCGUAUUUUUUUUUGUUAAGUAAAUUUUAUAUUAUUUUUUUUUGUAUAACAAAUUUCCCUUCCCCUUUUAAAUAGCUCAAAAUAUUUUGAUUAAU